AUUGGACUCGUUAUCACCACUCCUAUCUUCUCGGCCGUUACCGAUUGUUUCUCCGUUUGCCGAUUCAUCGGAGGAAGUCUUCUUGUCAUCUACUAUCAAAUCCCUUUCNGUUUCUCCGUUUGCCGAUUCAUCGGAGGAAGUCUUCUUGUCAUCUACUAUCAAAUCCCUUUCAUUUUAGCCGUGGAAUUUGUCGGAACGGACUAUCGGUCAAAAACUUCAAGUUUAUCAGCGAUAGGCUAUUCCUUAGGGGGAUGUAUAUUACCGGGUGUGGUAUAUCUGACCGGUGACUGGGUUUGGUUAGCAGUGUUUCAAUUUGUGGCUACCCUUCCAUUUCUUCUAUGUUGGAGACUAGUGCCGGAAUCAGCCUCAUGGCUUAUCACACAAAAAAGGUAUUCCGAAGCCUAUGAGGUGCUGACCAAAGUGGCAAAAGUUAACGGACAGCCUGUGCCUAAAGACCUGAUGAUACAAAUUCAAGUAAUUCAUUAG
Messenger RNA from Oppiella nova, 486 nucleotides. Lineage: Eukaryota; Metazoa; Arthropoda; Arachnida; Sarcoptiformes; Oppiidae. The record is from the annotation of a GenBank genome assembly.